AUGGAUAUUGGCGAACUCUUAGAUUAUAAGCCACCUCAAGCCCUCAAAAGACCCGUCGAAGUUGAAGAUGAGGGCGAUGAUCUGGAAAGAGCCCGAAAAAUGCGAAGAAUCGCCAGAGCCAAAGCCAGUAAAAUGGCAAGGCCAGUGUCCCCAACUCCGUCAGUUCAACCUCUUGAAAAUAUAACUGAGGAAGAGAGAGCUGAAAUUCUAAAGUUUGUAGAAACCGAACAGACUCAGGGAGAAGUAAUUGAUGAAACCACAUUAAAAAAGAUUGUUUUGAAUUUUGAAAAACGGAGUUUGAAGAACAGGGAGAUGCGAAUCAAGUUUCCUGAUUCUCCGGAAAAGUUCAUGGAUAGCGAAGUGGAGUUACAUGAAACUCUGCAAGAAAUGAGGGUUUUGGCCACAGCUCCAGACUACUACCCUCUCCUUGUUAAAUUACAGGUGAUACCAAGCCUUUUGGAACUCUUGGCACAUGAUAAUACAGAUAUAUCGGUCGCCACAGUUGAAUUGUUGCAGGAGUUGACUGACGUUGAUAUUCUCAAUGAAUCAGAGGAAGGUGCUGACACUCUUAUUGAGGCAUUACUAGAACACCAAGUAAUAGCCUUGUUGGUACAAAAUCUAGACCGACUAGAUGAAUCUGUUAAAGAAGAGGCAGAUGGCGUCCACAACACUCUCUCAAUUAUAGAAAAUUUAACUGAAUUGAGCAGCGACAUUACAAACGAAGCUGCAAAACAAGGCCUAUUGACAUGGUUGCUCAAAAGGCUCAAAGUCAAAGCGCCUUUCGAUGCAAACAAACUCUAUGUCAGCGAGAUCUUAUCUAUCUUGCUGCAAGACAACGAAAAAAAUCAAAUUGCAUUGGGAAAUAUAGAUGGAAUCGACACUUUGCUACAGCAACUUGCUUUCUACAAGCGACACGAUCCGAGCAGCCCAGAAGAGCACGAGUUGAUGGAAAAUUUGUUCAAUUGCCUCUGCAGUGCUUUGAUGGUAGUUCAGAAUAGAGACCACUUUCUUAAAGGCGAGGGGUUACAACUAAUGAACCUCAUGUUGAGAGAGAAGAAAACGUCUCGUAACGGCUCACUGAAAGUCUUAGAUUACGCCAUGUCUGGGCCACAUGGCAAGGAUAACUGCAAUAAGUUUGUUGACAUAUUAGGUCUUCGAACAAUAUUUCCACUUUUUAUGAAGACACCAAAGAAAAACAGGAGAAAAGUGCUGUCGACAGAGGCACAUGAGGAGCACGUCUGUUCUAUAAUAGCGUCUAUGCUCAGAAACUGUAGAGGGUCUCAAAGACAAAGGCUUGUCAGCAAAUUCACUGAGAAUGAUCACGAAAAAGUCGACAGACUUUUGGAGCUGCAUUUCAAAUAUCUGGAAAAGGUCGAAUUGGUUGAGGAUCAAAUGGAGGAUAAUGCUGAUGAUGAGGAAGCGUCAUAUUUGAAAAGGUUGGAAGGGGGCCUAUUCAUAUUGCAGUUGGUUGAUUAUAUAAUAGUAGAGGUAUGCGCUGCAGGCCCUGCUAGCAUCAAACAACGGGUCAUGCACAUUUUGAACUUGAGGGGAGCCUCUUUGAAAACCAUCAAGCAUAUUAUGAGAGAAUACGCAGGAAACUUGGGCGAAGAAGGAGAUAAGGAUUGGAGGGAUCAGGAGCAACAGCAUAUAUUGAAUUUGGUCGAUAAAUUUUAGUUAGGAUUUUUGUUGGAAGCUGUGAAAGUUUUGAAAUGAUACUUUCUUGUGAAAUUUUGUCAAUCUUUGAACAAUUAUAUUUAUUUUGUCUGAACUCUAUUGAAUAUAGUGAAGCUGUUGUGAAUACAAA
This is a messenger RNA of Leptinotarsa decemlineata (Colorado potato beetle), 1804 nucleotides long. Its product is annotated as beta-catenin-like protein 1. Gene Ontology annotation, cellular component: spliceosomal complex. The record is from RefSeq and is a predicted model, not a curated record. Lineage: Eukaryota; Metazoa; Arthropoda; Insecta; Coleoptera; Chrysomelidae.